This is a messenger RNA of Sceloporus undulatus (fence lizard), 1999 nucleotides long. Its product is annotated as methylcrotonoyl-CoA carboxylase beta chain, mitochondrial-like. Gene Ontology annotation, biological process: L-leucine catabolic process. Bases 49 to 1899 code for a protein of 616 amino acids. Gene Ontology annotation, molecular function: methylcrotonoyl-CoA carboxylase activity. Gene Ontology annotation, cellular component: mitochondrion; methylcrotonoyl-CoA carboxylase complex. The transcript is spliced from 13 exons. Lineage: Eukaryota; Metazoa; Chordata; Lepidosauria; Squamata; Phrynosomatidae. The record is from RefSeq and is a predicted model, not a curated record.
CCAGGCCGAGUGGCAAACGGUAAAGGCCCGAGUUUUGCUUCGGUGAUCAUGUGGAACCAUACUGCUUUCACCUCACUCUCCAGAUAUCAGCAGUGCCCCUUGUCUACAUCCUGUGCCCCAUUAUUCUGGACUUCAAAGAGCAAGUGCCAGGAACUUCAUAUGAGAAGACAGAAAAUGUGGAACCUAUUGAAGUGUAAGAGCAGAGUGAAAUCUGCCAAAAUACUUCCAAGUAACUUGAUACAUACUUCCUCUGUGAGCUUCAAAACAAAAAAUAAACACCAGCAAACAAAAAUCCCAGUAUUAGAUGGGGACAUCCCUUCCCUUUAUAGACACGUAUUUGAAAGCAAUUCAAAGAACAGUGAGGUCUGCAUUCAAAGGUACUCAGAGUUGCUUGAGAAAGUCAGUAAAGGAGGAGGGGAAAAUGCAAUAUUUCGUCACACUCAGAAGAACAAGAAGUUACUUGUUCGUGAACGCUUAAAGAUGCUACUUGAUGAUGAACCUUUCCUUGAGCUCUCCCCUUUUGCAGGCCUAGAUAUGCCUUAUGGUGAUGUUCCUGCUGCAGGAUGCCUCACUGGAAUUGGCAAAAUAUGUGGGAUUUGGUGUGUCUUUAUAGCAAAUGAUGCAACAGUGAAAGGUGGGACCAUUUAUCCUGUUUCAUUAAAGAAACAACUAAGAGCUCAAGAAAUAGCAAUUAAAAAUAGACUUCCAUCUGUUUAUCUUGUGGAUAGUGGAGGAGCUUUCUUGCCACUUCAGGCAGAGAUAUUUCCUGACCAGUUCCAUGGAGGCCGAGCUUUCUACAAUGAGGCUGUGAUGUCUUCAUUAAGAAUUCCUCAGAUAGCAGUUGUGUGUGGCUCUUGUACUGCUGGAGGUGCUUAUGUUCCUACAAUGGCAGAAGAGACAGCUAUGGUCGAUAAAAUUGGUACCCUUUUCCUUGCUGGACCCCCUUUAGUUAAAGCUGCCACAGGAGAAGAUAUUAAUCCUGAGGAGUUGGGAGGAGCCAUAUUGCAUUCUAAGAUCAGUGGUUGUGUUGAUCAUUUUGCAUCUUCAGAAAAAGAAGCAUAUGAAUGUAUUAGAAACAUUAUUUCCACGCUAAAUUAUGAUAUUACUGAAGAAGAGACUCUAGAGUUUGACAGCCCUUUGUACAAUGCUGAUGAACUUCUGGGACUUGCUCCGCAGGACUAUAGCUACACUCUUCAUAUAAAAUUGAUUCUGAGUCGUAUGAUAGAUGGUAGCAGGUUCCAGGAAUUCAAAGCUAAUUAUGGAACAACAUUAGUAACUGGAUUUGCUUACAUAGAAGGACAGCUAGUUGGAAUAGUGGCUAACAAUGGUGAGCUGACUCAUGAUGCUUCUCUAAAAGGAUCCCACUUCGUGCAGCUUUGUAACCAAAGAAACAUUCCAAUCUUGUUUAUUAUGAAUACAACUCCGUACGCAGCAGAGCCAAGCAGUCCAAAACAGGCAGAGGACCAUACUAACAGAUUAAAAGCACAGGCUUCCAUGAUGUCUGCAGUUGCCUGUGCUGCCGUUCCCAAGAUAACCCUUGUCAUUGGUGGCUGCUAUGGAAAUGAAUGUUAUGCUAUGUGUGGAAGAUCAUUUGAUCCAAACUUCCUGUUCCUCUGGCCGAAUGCAAGAAUUGCCCUUGUGGAUUCAAGACAUUUUCCUACAUUUUCGCUCACUUUGGAUGAUGACUGCUCAGAAACAGGAGUAGAUCUAACAUUUCUAAAGGAAAAAUUAAAGAAAGAAAGCAGUGCAUUUUACUCUACAGCCAGGAUCUGGGAUGAUGGUGUAAUUCUGCCUCAGAAUUCAAGGAAGGUUAUUGCACAAUGUUUAAGAAUUACAAAACAGCAGAAACAACAGAUCAUGUCCUUGCAACAGUCACCUCUGCCUGUCUUAAGAAUGUGAGCAGGAAAGCCUGCCUAGAAAGAAUGGAAUGUGAACAUCUGAUUGUAUUGAUGCAAAAUGUUAAGUAGUUGUAUAUUAAAAUGAGAAUACCAUUAUGAUA